This is a messenger RNA of Magallana angulata, 1373 nucleotides long. RefSeq names its product putative nuclease HARBI1. Lineage: Eukaryota; Metazoa; Mollusca; Bivalvia; Ostreida; Ostreidae. The record is from RefSeq and is a predicted model, not a curated record. The coding region runs from base 193 to 1209 and encodes 338 amino acids. The transcript has 4 exons.
ACAAAAAAACUUACGAUUAAUUUUUAUCGUAAGUGAAAACUUAAGUUUUUGUUCAUUUUCACAAAAAAUCUUGCAUGAAUCUUAAGUGUAAAAUUUGUCGUAACUUUACGAGAGCUUAUACCCUCUCUUAAGUGUAAAAAUAAAAACUUAAGUGCAAAUAUUUUGUCGUAAGAUUAUUAAUUGACAACAAAAAUGACUGCCUUUUAUCUACUUUUUGAAAACGAUCGAGCAUUGCGACGAAAACGUGUUUUUCGGGACCGAAUUAACCCACUCGACAGAUAUACGGACGUAGAUUUGGUUGCACGAUACCGUUUUCCUCGGCGAGAAAUUCUUCUGUUGACUGAUUUGAUAAAUGAUACUGUUCAGCAUCCAACCUCUAGAUCAUGUGCGAUUCCUGUUUGCAUCCAAGUGUUGAUCACUCUUCGCUUUUUGGCCAAGGGGGACUACUUGUCAGAAGUGGCGGACCUGCAUGGGGUUUCUGUUCCAUCAGCGUCAAGGAGUUUACAUUCUGUCUGCCAAGCUUUAUGUCGACAGCUUGAUAACAUUACUUUCCCGACUACAGCAGAUGAGCUGAAGAGAGUAAAGGAUGGCUUUUAUAAAAUUGCACAUUUCCCAAACGUUGUUGGCACUAUAGAUGGUACUUUGAUACCGAUACAGGGAAUGUCGGGAGAUGACGAACCGAAUUUCAUCUGCCGCAAGGGUUUUCCCUCCAUCAACGUUCAAGGAGUUGUGGAUGCCGACCUUCGUUUUACAAAUGCUGUUGUGAAGUGGCCCGGAUCAACUCAUGAUUCCUUCAUAUUGGCCAAUUCCUCUGUACCUCAACUGAUGGAAACUUUGAGUGGACCCUGGAUUUUGGGAGAUUCAGGAUAUCCCCUGAAGAAAUGGUUGUUGACCCCAUUCAAUGAACCAAGAGGCAUCAAAGAAGAAAAUUACAAUCAAGCCCACUGCUCAACCAGAAACACAGUGGAAAGGGCAUUUGGGGUUCUUAAGUGCAGGUUCAGAUGCUUGCAUAAAACUGGAGGAAGUCUUCAGUUCACUGCCCAAAAAUGCAUCAAAAUGAUCGAAUGCUGCCUAAGACUGCACAAUAUGGCCAUCAAUCGAAGACUCCCGCUUGAAGCUGCAGAAGAUCCCAUCCAGGUUCUGCACAACAAUGCCGUAUGCAGGGGAAAUGGAAAUGAUGGUUUCAGGGUGAGACAGACCAUUGUUUAGAGGUUUUGAAAACUUAUCCGUAACGUAAUGCAUUAUUCCUUAAAUUUCUUAUGACGUGUUAAAAAUAGUACAGAUGUGAGUAUCAUCACAUAAAAUUUUAUCAUGUAAUUUGUCUUAUCAUAUCAAAUGAAAUGUAAAUAUGAUAUAUAUAGUUGAUGUAUACC